Molecule: messenger RNA, 1341 nt
Organism: Didymodactylos carnosus
Lineage: Eukaryota; Metazoa; Rotifera; Eurotatoria; Philodinida; Philodinidae
Source: the annotation of a GenBank genome assembly
AUGACAAAUCGUACAGCUCAUUUGUAUGCUCAACCAAUCAAUUAUUCUAACAGAAAUCGAUCAUGGAGUCGAGCAUUUAUUCAAUUUUUAUUUUCAAAUCUUGGUCUAGUUAUUGUUGUUGUUGCUUACAGUAUUGGUGGUGCAUUUUUAUUUAUUUUACUUGAACAAUAUAUUGAACUACAAAAUUGUCAACAAGGAAAAGUGGGUGAAAAUGUUUCUGUUACAAAUCUAUCGGAAACAAUGUAUAAUUAUGUGGUUUUGUCUGGUGAUAAUCAAACAGUAAUGUAUGAUCAAAUGGAGGAUUAUUUAGCAAAUUUUACCACGGAUAUCUAUGCUCGAAAAGAUCAACUAAGAUAUACCGGACAAGAUUGUGACACAGUAUCAGGAUGGAGUUUUCCAUCGGCAAUGUUAUUUACAAUUACGAUUAUUACAACAAUAGGUUAUGGUCAUAUUACCCCCGUAUCUUGGGAAGGUCAAAUAACUUGUAUUUGUUAUGCUCUCAUUGGUAUACCGAUAUUUCUGUUGUGUUUAGCAAAUAUAAGUAGUGUACUUGGUGAUAUAUUUCGUUUUAUGUACUCGGCACUUUUGCAUUGCUGCUGUUGUGUAUGUCGGUCGUACACACGUAAUCGUCGUCGUCGUCGAAAAAUAAGAGAAAGAGAUGGGGCAGAUAAUCAGACUAAUAACUGGGCAUCGAAUCCAAGUGAACAGGGUUGGGGUCUGUCGACAUCUGGUGGUCUUAAAACAAGUGCGCCUGGUGAAGAAGAAGAAGAUGAGGAGGAAGAUGCUUGGGAUCGUUUAGAAAGUCGUGUGCCAUUUGGAGCUGUGAUUGCCAUUAUUAUUGGUUAUCUGUGUCUCGGCGCAUUUAUGUUUAGUCAUUUUGAAGAUUGGACAAUGACUGAAGCUGUUUAUUUUUGUUAUAUAACAUUGUCAACCAUAGGUUUUGGUGAUUAUGUACCAGGUUUGCAAACAGGAGCAAUGAGUGGAUUACGUUUUAUUUUGGGUUCCAUUUAUAUACUAUUUGGUUUAGCUCUUUUAGCAAUGUGUUUUGAUUUGAUUAAGGAAGGUAUUGUUGAUAAAUUUAAAUGGUUUGCUUAUAAAUUUGGUAUUGCUGCUAUAGAUGAUGAAGAAGAUUUAGAAUAUGAUGACAACAAUGGGCGCCAAAAUUAUGAGUACGAACAACGACAACAAACAUCAGCAAAGAAACGAGAAGCAGAUGAGCCACCAAGUUAUAAUGAUGGACGUUGGUCACGAAAUCUAAAAGAGAAAACAAAUGAACCAUCGAAAAGAGUUGUUAGUUCGCCAAAUGCGCCAGAACAUAAUAUAACACCUGAAAAACAUUAA